Ostrea edulis (European flat oyster) is the source of this 3955-nucleotide messenger RNA. RefSeq lists its product as uncharacterized. Lineage: Eukaryota; Metazoa; Mollusca; Bivalvia; Ostreida; Ostreidae. The coding region runs from base 114 to 1679 and encodes 521 amino acids. The record is from RefSeq and is a predicted model, not a curated record. Gene Ontology annotation, molecular function: zinc ion binding. The transcript is spliced from 2 exons.
UAAAGGUAGAGGCUUUGAGUCAGGAAUCAUUUAAUUCAGUUUUAUUAUUUAAACAACAGGGAAAUGAAGAUCCUUCCAAAAGACUCAACAAAGAAGAUUUCAUUUUGGCCAUCAUGACAAAGCAACAACUGGAAAUGUAUAAGAAAUUUGCAAGCAGAAUUUUAUGCAUGGAUUCCACCCACAAAACAAACAGCUAUUCCUUUAAGCUUGUGACACUUAUGGUAGCUGAUGAAUUUCGGAAAGGUUAUCCUGUAGCAUUUUGUAUAUCAAAUAGAGAGGAUGAAACAGUAAUGAAUCUAUUUUUGUCUUCAGUUAAGGCUCUCUCUCCUGAAACCAAAGUCAAUGUUAUUAUGACUGACGAUGACAAUGCAGGAUGGAAUGCUGCACAAUCAGUAUAUGGCGGUAAUCUUCAGCACUUCUUAUGUAUCUGGCAUAUUCAAAGGUCUUGGGUUAGAAAUAUUCAUAGUCAUUUUAAAAAUGAUGUUCAGAAGACAGAAGUUUAUUGUUACUUAUGUGCAAUGAUGCAAGCAAAGUCUGAGUGUGAUUUUCAUAAAUACAAAGAUAUAUUGGUAUCAAAACUUCUCACAAAAAAUCCUGGUUUCUUAAAGUAUCUGUCAGAUUAUUACUUUAAUCGCCCAGAGAAAUGGUCAUUGUGUUUUAGAAAAGGAACUGAAUACGGCAAUGUCAAUACCAAUAUGUUUGUGGAAAGUUUCCACAAUCAACUGAAAACUAUUUACUUUUCAGGAAAGCGCAAUAGGCGUAUAGAUGUACUAUUAGACACAUUGCUAAAUAUAGAGAAUGACCACUUCAUUAAACACUUGCAACGUGUUUCAUUCAAUAAUCCUACUAAUGAGGAUAUCAAUGUUAAGGAUAGACAUAACAAAGGGUUAGAAAUAGACAAUACCAGGAUUAAACAAAUCACUACUUCUUUGUUUUCAUUAGAAUCUGGAAAUGAGAUCUACACUAUAGAAGUGAUGCUAGACAAUUGUGAUCAAGAACAUUGUUACACCAAGUGCAAGAGUUUGCCAUGCAUUAAUCUUUGUUACCAUAUGUAUAAAUGCAGUUGUAAUGAUUAUAAUAACGGUCAUAUAUGUAAACAUGUCCACAAGAUUCAUUCUAGUUCUAGGAACUUGGACAGAAAUAACAAUGAGGAUUCUGAAGAUGACCUUCAUUUGUCCCAUCCAGAGUAUAAACCUACACAACCUGAAAGGAAUUCAUCACAAAGCCAAAUUGAUCAUGUCAACAGUCUAUUGAAUGAGUUGGGUCAACAAGUUACAAAUAGACAGGUUAAGCAAUACAGGCUAACAACAAUAAUAAAGUCCUUGGAAAGUUUAAUUUCAGGAAACAAAGCCUGCAUGACCCUACAAAAUGACACUUCUAGGAAGCUGAAGGUCACUGAAAAGAUAGCUGGGAAUGCGAAUAAUAUCUUGCAACCCAGAUUUCACUCCACCGACAAGAAAAAGGGCAGACCACGAAAAACACCACUGAAGAGGCCAACAGAAGAGGAUAUAAAGAAUCUUUUAGAACAAGAGGGACACACAAAUCCACCAUCUGCGGAAGUGGCCACAGCUGAAACAUCUCAUGGCUCUGUGGCACCAUAUCCACCAUUGCGAUUAGUCCCUCCGCAACAACAACCAAUACAACUGCCCACCAAUGAAGAACAGAAUUUGUUUGUGUAAGCAUUUUGUAAUUCUUAAUAGUUCACCAAUCUGUAGUUCACGAUAAUCUAAUGAUACUGAUUUUAUGAUUUAUAUAUAUCCAUAUACAUGAAAGUUAUUAAGAAUAUAGAAAUCUGAUUUUCUUUUAUAUUUUGUAAAACGAACAAAUUUGCAUAACACAACUAAUAUCUAAAAAACAAAAUUAACAUCAGUGUCGGUCAGGGUGGACUGGGUCAGCCAUCUUGGAUGAGGAUCCCACCUUCAAUGCUGGGGAAAAGAAUUACAGUUAUCCAGAAUGGAAAACCACAACAAAUUAUAUUUUCUGCACGUGGUAUGUUUCUUUCUGUUGUAUUACAUACAGUGAACAGUUUUCAGGAAGUAAUUAUUUCAUAUUUUAUACCACCCUCCCCAAAAUAAAGUCAAGAGGGAUAUACUUAAAUCACCAUGUCCUUCUGUUAGUAGACAUAAUUCAUCCAGAGUAUAUCUUAAAAACUAAUGUUCACAUCAGAUUCAAACUUUCUUUAUAUAUCUUAUGUAUAAUGAUUUGAGCACCUUUCAUUUUUAUUGAAAUUCAUUAACUUAACAUUCAACGAAGUUAUCAAUAUUUUAAUUAUGUCUCUCCUCUUCUAUGGGGAGACAUAUUGUUUAUGUACUUUCUGUCCAUCUGUCACAAAAUCUUGUGAUCUCUUCUCCUCCUAAUAGUGAUUUAGUGUGUUGAGUAACUUUUAUUCCAAUGAAACAUGAACAAUGUUGAAAAUCAUGUCUUUGUGGUCCUGAGGUAUACAAUAUUUCAGAUAUGCCCCUAUAUCAAUGAUCCCAGAUGGAGUAUUAGGCCCAGUCAUCACAUAUUUCAUGAAUAUUUACAUUUCAUUGAACAGAUGGCAAUGGAGAUCCUGAUCCUGAGUAAUGGUAGAUGGAUUUUGGAGCUUUGACAUCAUGUCAGUCCAGUAGUAGACUGACAAUGGCAUAUAUAGGCUUUAACAUUCAAGCCUUAGGCCAGUGUCAAUAGAUUCAUUUAUCCUCUUCCAUGAAACCAAAGUUUAGGAGCUUACUAAUUGCAUACAGUUUUUGGUGAUUUUGGAUGGAUUAUUUUGGUACAACACAUCAUGCAAGGUAUAAUGUUGAAAUAAAGACAUAAAAGUAGAGGUAAGAGACUAAAUAUGUGUUUGUUUACAAGAAAUUUCAAAUGAAGAUUUUGAUCAAAGUUUGUCUUCUUCAUUUCCUUUGAUACAUCAUAUUACUUUCUUAUGGGGUGGGUGUAGAAUCAGUUGGAAAUUUCAUGAAUCAUUAUUUGAUCAGGUGAGCAUUGUGGCUAUUGGGCAUCUUUUGACUUUAACUGUUUCCCAACUGAUGAUGCCCGGACAGUUAAAGUCACUAGUUGUCAAAGUGUAUAAAGCUUUUAAAUUUUAAUAACAUCUUCAGUAUAUUGACAUUAUUAUUUGCGGGGGGGGGGGGGGGGGGGGGUUGUCAAUAAAGCCUUUACACAUUUAGUCAGCUUUUCAAAGUAUAACCUGCAGGACUACCAAAAGGAAAUUACUUCUCUUUUCAUUUUAAAAUUUAUUCAAAUAUGCAGGGUAAACAAAACACAUUAGGUAACUCUAAACCACAUGCAUACUCAGUACCAAUGACAAUAAGUCUUAGAAACCUUGUAUUCACAACAAUUAACAUUUCAAAUACAAUAAAUCUUCUGUAGUAAUAAAAAUAUUAUGCAUGGAACAUGAGUUACCUGAUGUACAUGUAAAUUGGUAUAAUUGCACCUGGAAUUAUGUAUAUGUGUUAAUAAUACAUGUACUUUAAAACUUUUAACAUUUCAUAUUGUAAUCGUUAUCUGUAUAUUGUCAUUUUUGGAUAUUGGUGCAAUCAUACCAUUAGUAAGGGCAGAAACUCUCAUGACAAACUAGAUCUAUGAGGAAAUUCAACUUAUAUUAUGAAAAGUACUGCACUGACCAUUGAUUAAAAACCUAGCUUUUACAUUUAUUAGAUAUUUAAAGAAAAAACAAUGUCUGCCGUGUCAUGCGGGUCUUGGGGAAUUGUUUGAAUUAAUGACAUUAUGAUAUUUAUUGUUUUGGCAUAAAUCAUUUCUUGCAUUUGUAGAAAUUGUCCUUAAAGUGGUAUCAUGGUACUGAUCUUUUUCAAUUUUCUAGUAUUGACUUGUAUGAAAUUUGCUAUUCCUUUGAAAUAGUAUUUACACUGUAAAAUGCAUGUAUCAUUUAAUUUCAUUUGAUCUGGGUUUACUUACAAUUGCAUUGAUUUUUCAGAAAAUUUGCAUGCCCUCUGACGGAAAUAGGACUUGACCC